Messenger RNA from Daucus carota subsp. sativus, 1143 nucleotides. RefSeq lists its product as uncharacterized. The transcript is spliced from 6 exons. Gene Ontology annotation, biological process: lipid metabolic process. Bases 210 to 935 code for a protein of 241 amino acids. Lineage: Eukaryota; Viridiplantae; Streptophyta; Magnoliopsida; Apiales; Apiaceae. The record is from RefSeq and is a predicted model, not a curated record.
GUACAAACCAAACUAAACACAAACACACAGAUUGACGAAGAAGUAGAAAAAGGACAAGACACGAAACUUCACAAUAAUUGUUAAUCAUAACUAUUUGGUACAAAAGAAAAUCAUAAAUUACUCGUGAUCCCCUUGUUCUUUUUCUUCAUCUUCUUCUUCACUUUCUCAAUCAACCCAUCCAACUCUAACCUUCAACCUACUCAGGCAACAUGGGCAUGAGACUGGAGUUCACAGUUCUCUUUUUGUUGGGGGCUAGCUUGGUGUGUCAUUCUAGGGACCUGGGGAUCAAGAAUUCUUUUGCUGGAAAAACUUAUUCAGUCUCACAGGCAAAUUAUCUGGACUUAAAAUGGGAAACUAAAGCUUCCAAAGAUAUUGGCAAGAAAGAAAAUGUUUGCACGCUGUGUGAAGAAUUUGCUACGGAUGCGCAGAAUUACUUUUCUGCAAACAAAACUCAAAAGGAAGUUGUGGACAUGCUUCAGAAGUCCUGCUCAAAGCUGCACUCUUUCAAGCAAGAGUGUCUCACGUUGGUGGAUUAUUAUGUUCCUCUUUUCUUCAUGGAGAUCGCCUCUCUAGAGCCUGCAGAUUUCUGCCAAAAGGUCGAUCUUUGUGAACAAGUAGCUUUUGUAUCUGAGCAUCUCAAGAAAGAUAGCUGUGAGUUUUGCCAGAAAACCGUUGCAGAAGCUUUGUUAAAGUUGAAAGAUCCCGAGACUGAGUUGGAAUUGGUUGAAAUGCUGCUGAAGGUUUGCAACUCGGUGAAGGGAUAUGAGAAACAGUGUAAGAAGAUGGUGUUUGAGUACGGACCUAUACUACUUGUAAACGCAGAGCAUUUGCUAGAAUCAAACGACAUAUGCACCAUGCUACAUGCGUGUGAGUCACCCAAAUUAAAUAUGGAACAAGCAUCCACAGGAGAAACAAUCAUGCUUGCUUCAUCUUAAAUACGGAUGAGCUAAAAGAAUUGUGUCUGCUGGUGAGGAUUGGCAUAUACUCCUCAUCAUUACCAAUUUGCACUCCCUGUAAAUUACUGUGGUUUCUGAACAGUACUUGGUAACCAUAUUCUACGCUUCAUGUAUGAAGAUCCCUUUUUUUUUUUUUUUUAUGUCUGCAAAUAUGUUGCUAAUUUUAUAUAUCUAUUGAAGUUGUGUA